Messenger RNA from Ylistrum balloti, 714 nucleotides. Its product is annotated as MORN repeat-containing protein 3-like. The transcript has 5 exons. The record is from RefSeq and is a predicted model, not a curated record. The coding region runs from base 1 to 714 and encodes 237 amino acids. Lineage: Eukaryota; Metazoa; Mollusca; Bivalvia; Pectinida; Pectinidae.
AUGCCUCAUUUAAAAGAAACGAAAGAGAAACAGCCGUUGUGGAAAGAUUGGGAUUAUCUUGCCCAGAAAAAAGGUGUUCGGCAUACAGUGUAUUCCGUCAAUGGGGAUCAAUACACGGGGGAAUGGCUAGACAACAAAAAAGACGGUAAGGGAACUUACAAGUGGAAAUCAAAUGGAGCCCUGUAUGAUGGGGAUUGGAAGAAGGGCAAGCGAAAUGGAUUUGGGACAUAUAGUGUUCCAGAUGGAAAGGGGGGCUACAAGAAAGAAUACUCUGGAGGCUGGAAGAAUGAUAUGCGACAUGCAUAUGGGACACAAUUUUACACUGAUUCAGAGUAUUAUGAAGGAGAGUGGUAUGCUGACAAACGAAGUGGCUGGGGUCGUAUGUACUUUAAGGAUGGUACGAUAUAUGAAGGAGAAUGGUAUGAUGACCAACGUAAUGGCCAAGGCAUGAUCCGAUUAACCAAUGAGAAUCGUUACGAGGGAUCCUGGCGGAAUGAUAAAAAGAAUGGGCCAGGGAAGUUCUUCUACCUUACUACAGGACAGGUGUAUGAAGGUGUAUGGAAUGAUGACAUUGCAAAGUGUGGUACAAUGAAGGACUUUGGUCGAGAAGGGGCACCAGAACCCACACAAUAUAAAAUACCUAAGGUUGAAUUAGCCAAUUCUGAUGCAGUGUUACAAGAUGCUGAGGAGACAUUUCUACAAGAUCAUGAGUGA